UUCUUUUUUCUCUGUUCCCCAUCUCUACCGUGGCGAGAAAAAAAAAGUCUUUGGGCCUUGAUUCUCCAUAACAAACCAUUUGCUCAUAGUACCGUUUUAUUCAACUAUAUUGCAUUGAAAACACUAUUAGGGUUGAAAAUACAUACUUCCCAUACUCAUACAGUCACCCUUUUGUCCUGUGACGAAUUGUGCAUUGAUUACCUUGUACACAAAUUCAUAUAAGUUUAAACUUUGAAUGACCAACCUGACUCUACCCCUGGGCCUUCCCUUUUGACCUUGCUUCUGUCGCUGCUAUCAUGGCGUCUCCAGAGGAUCAAACCAACAGUGGCCAGACCAAAGCCUGGUCCAACCCAAUGGAGACCAGCCAUAGCAGUCUGGACACUCAAGAUCCGCGGCUUAUAACCAGAGGUCGGAAGGUGGAUUACCAGAACGGAAGUGACACUGAUCCACUGGAUCAAGAGCAGCUGCGGCAGCUCUCACUCAGCCCCUUUUCCGAGUUUGUGCGACCCUCCCAGCCACGACCCCGAAGCACCGUCUCGGGAUCCAGGCCCCGACAACCUGGACCAACCAACUUGACGGGCCGGAUUGGAUCCGCCCUGCACAACACAUGGCUGAGGCAUCGGGCCGUCUUGCUGAUGCUCCUGGCCCAGUUCUUUGGCGUUACGAUGAAUAUGUGCGCGCGGAUCCUGGAGCACGAGGAGGAGGGAGCGAUGCACCCGACACAGCUGCUCUUCGUGCGAAUGGCCAUAACCGUCGUCUUCGCCAACCUGUACAUGUGGUGGGCCAAAACACCAGAUGCCCCUUUCGGCAAGCCCGGCGUCAGGUGGCUACUGCUGGCGCGCGGCGUGACGGGCUUCUUUGGCAUCUACGGCAUGUGGUACUCCAUCAUGUAUCUGCCCCUGGCUGAGGCCACCGUCAUCACGUUCCUGGUGCCGUGCGUAACCGGCUAUCUAUGCCACCUAGUGAUCCACGAGCCGUUUACCCGGAAAGAGCAGGUUGCGUCGUUUAUCGCCUUGAUCGGCGUGGUACUCAUUGCGAGACCGGCUGCCCUGCUGGGGGUUGACGAGGACCCCUCGACAGCCGAAACGAGUGCGACUGGCGGGGAUCCCGGUGAUGAAAUCACACCUGCCCAGCGGCUGGGCGCCAUUGCAGCCGCCUUGGUCGGCGUCCUGGGGACCGCGGGUGCCUUCCUGAGCAUCCGGCACAUCGGACCCCGCGCGCACCCUCUGGUGUCGGUCAACUACUUCUCCGUCUUUUGCACGGCAGUGUGCGCCAUUGUGCUCGUCUUUGCACCGAUCCUAAACAUCGGGCAGCCGGACCUGCGCUUUGAGCUGCCGCAAGGAGCGUGGCAGUGGUUCCUGCUGACCACGGUGUGCAUCUGCGGGUUCCUGACGCAGUUCCUGCUCACAGCCAGUCUGGGCGGUGGCGAAAAGUCCAACAGGGCGACCGCCAUGGUCUACACGGGGAUGCUGUUUGCUUCCGCCUUCGACAAGUGGGUGUUUGGUAUCGAGAUGGGCAUGCUGAGCGUCGUGGGCUGCGGCCUGAUCAUAGGCAGCGCCAUGUGGGCUGCGCUGUCAAAGAAGGAGCCCGUCCCGGAGGCGAGAGCAGAUGACAUUGAGGCCGUGCUUGUGUCAGAUGACGGCGACGCCGAGGUAGUCCAUCUGCUCGAUGAGGACGACCGUGCUUAUAGUGACGAUGAUUAGAACAUAAUAGUCCGUGGGUCGGCUUAAAUAGUGGGUGCAGCCCAAGGGGAAAUGUUAGUAGACCGUGUUUCUUGUCAUCACUGUAUCAAGACUCGUAUCACAUUGUGGUCUAUUUUCUGAAGUUCAACUGAACACAUCUUCAACCGUAACUGUGUAGUUAAGUUAAAUAAACAAAAAAUAUACGC
This is a messenger RNA of Pyricularia oryzae 70-15, 1888 nucleotides long. RefSeq lists its product as uncharacterized. Gene Ontology annotation, cellular component: membrane. The coding region runs from base 297 to 1703 and encodes 468 amino acids. The record is from RefSeq and is a predicted model, not a curated record. NCBI's taxonomy places the organism in Eukaryota, Fungi, Ascomycota, Sordariomycetes, Magnaporthales, Pyriculariaceae. The transcript has a single exon.